This is a messenger RNA of Zophobas morio, 2440 nucleotides long. Its product is annotated as mitochondrial S-adenosylmethionine carrier protein-like. Gene Ontology annotation, molecular function: S-adenosyl-L-methionine transmembrane transporter activity. The record is from RefSeq and is a predicted model, not a curated record. The coding region runs from base 1465 to 2367 and encodes 300 amino acids. Lineage: Eukaryota; Metazoa; Arthropoda; Insecta; Coleoptera; Tenebrionidae. Gene Ontology annotation, cellular component: mitochondrial inner membrane. The transcript is spliced from 5 exons.
AAUACAUAGUAAUAGUAGUCCCGGUGGACCCCCAAGUUUCAAUUUUACGCAAGUGUUUCUUGUCAAAACAAAAAACACUUGUAUGGAAGACUAUAUCACAGUGGGUUAAAUUGGUUUCCUCAGAAAUUCGGAUUUUUUAAAUAUUCUCAUUCUGGAGGCUUACUUCCAUCCCCGCAAAGGACACAGCCAACUAGACAACCGGGUUCACAAGGUUUGAAAAUCGGUAUUGCAGAUAAAGAUUUACUUGAAAACGGAGGAAAAAAAAACUUUUAGUUUUAGUAGCAAAUUGAGUAUUAUAAUUACAAGAAAUAAAAUAACCAAUAAAUUAAAUUAUGCCACACUCUAUCAGCCAUUUUGAAGAACAAGGAUUUACAGGAAGUUAAAUUACGCAUGAAUUCAAGUUAAUGAUUAAAUCAAAAUCAUCAAGAUUGCAUCAGAUAAAACAAAGCAUAAUGAACACAACAAGGUGUAUAUUAAAUGUGGUCACAAUCAAAAUAAUAAUUCGAGAAUAAAUGUUCAAAUUCAAGCUGUGAGAAAAUAAUUCAGAUGUAAGAAAAUAACAUUAAUAUACGUAAUACAAACACAAAAUGCACCUCCCAUUUCUAGUCCGUGAUAAUAUAUUAAUUUAACUGAUGAAAAUUUUCAAGGUCCUUUGGUUCAAAAUGGAUCAACGAUGGGAAUAAAUUCCAUAAAUGAACUAUUUUAAAUCUCGAACGAGGAGUUAUGAAGUGUGAAUACUGCAGUAACUUAAGCUAUAAUCAUUCAAAAACUUUAGAUAUACCGUUAAUUUAAAAGAGAUCAUAUUAAAAUUACACGUGUUUGUAAUCUGUCUGUCUGUGCGUCCGUCAUGUGUAUCGAUUCCAAAAAAAUUUGAGUUGAAACCAAUCAAAUAAAUUUUUAGUAACGAUUUACACAAUGUUUACCACGAUCUUACAACGUCUGAUAGACUUCGGAGCAGUCAGUUUUAUAUUUUCUGAGACAAGUUUUCAAAUUUCUUUGUGGAAAUUAGAAGUUUUUCCCAAGAGCUAAAUUUUGAGAUGUCGUGAUUUAAUUGAUGAUUGAGAUAGACAAACAAAUUUAGUUAGAAUGUAAGCAUCUACAGGGCCAAGAUUCCACAGUGUUCCGUAAACUCCCCAACAGAGAGAUAGACGGAAACGUGAAACCCACUUCUUCGCAUGAAAUACAAUCAUUUUGAAAUGGUUCUACGAAAUAGUGAGUAGUUUUUCUGUUUUGAAUAUUUGUAUGGUGGUCCAUUAUUUUGUACACCGAAAUAGUUUGGAUCAGAGCACAGUGGACUUUUUAAAAACCAAUUUUGAAUUAAAAUUAAAGCCUUGACGCAAAAUUUAAAUCCGCGAUAUGUACCGAAAAGUUCCGAUCCAGUCUAUUACGUAGCAACUUGGCAACACUGUUUGCGUAAUUGUCGUAGUGCAUUAUGCAUUAACGAGUUGCAACCAACCGAGUCCUAUGUGUAAUUUCGUACAUCUAAAUUUAGACAAUAGUGACACAAUGUCAGAAGAUCAAAAAAAUGUGUAUUUAUCGGCAUUAUUUGCAGGAGCAGGCGCCGCCCUCGCUGUUGAUUUAGCCCUUUUUCCUCUAGAUACUUUAACAACACGUCUCCAGUCCGCACGAGGCUUUUUUAAAACCGGAGGUUUCAAACAUGUUUAUAAAGGCAUUGGACCUCAAACCAUAGGAAGUGCUCCAGAAGCGGCCUUAUUUUUUUUGACGUAUGAAAGUUUUAAAAAUUACGUUGAACCAAGGGUGGACUCUGAUGUUUUACCAUUAGUUUACAUGACUGCAGCCACAGCUGGUGAAAUCGUAGCCUGUUUAAUUGGAGCCCCAGUGGAGGUGGUAAAGCAGCGCAGACAAACUUCUACAAAUAUAAAACAUACCUCUAUGAGAAUUUUCAUGCAUGCUGUUAAAUCAGAAGGACUAAUAAAAGGCUUGUAUAGAGGAUAUGGUUCAAUGCUAACCCAACAUAUUCCAUUUUCUUUAAUUCAGUUUCCCGUUUUGGAAUAUUUAAAAAAAGUAUACAGGGUCAGUUUUAAAAAUGACGUUCCUCUAGAUUCGUGGGAUGUAGCAAACUGUGGUGCCGUGGCUGCAGCUUUUGCUGCUAUUACAACGACUCCUUUAGAUGUCGCUAAAACUCGAAUUAUGUUGGCUAAUAAAAAACUCGCGACUGACAUGACAAUCAGGACUGUGUUGAAGCAACUUUAUUACGAAAAAGGAUUUAAAGGUCUUUUUGCAGGGUUUACACCAAGAGUGAUGUUAGCAACAGUCGGAUCUUACGUAUUUUUCGGUACUUACGAUUUAUCAAAGAAUUUUUGCAACGAUUAUUUGUUGAAUCGUGACCUGUCGGUCAACUGGUAAUACUUUUUAAUUAUUUUGACCUUUAAAUAUUGCUAAAUCGCAUUUUUUAAUAAACAUGACGGCAUUACUUCCA